GAUCACCAACGACGAGACUGUCGACAUAAUAAAAAAUUCCGAGGACAUCAAGUUUAAGUUUAUCAAGUUGUGCUCUCUUGCUAAAAUUGAUUCCACGUAUCCCGAAGCUGACAAGCUCGAGUUUUAACGUAACUUUAGACUAGUUCUCGCCAUGAAAACCUUCGCAGAAGAUUUGGAAGACAAUUUAUCGUUUAUUGAAAAAUAUGAGAGAAUAAUUAACAGCCAUUUGGUGGAUUUCAUAGCAGAAAAUUUAUGGGAGACGUUGCCCAAAGACUUGAGAACUGAAUUAGAACAAUUUGAGAAUGAACCUAAUUUUUCUCACCUGACAAACUACUGUCCUACGUUGCGAUCAAUAAUAGAUGAAACGUUCUCAUUAAAUUUGCGCAAUAAUCCGAAGGUUUUGAAGCUAGAAGAUUUGCCAUCAACUUUAUUAAAGCAUGCUUCGAAUUGGGAAAACAAUUGUCUCCAGGCAUCUCAGAAUGACUUCAUGAAGGAUAAAAAACGAUAUGAGAUUUCGGUUCUGUCAAAAGUUGUUGGAUCUCUUGCAGCGGAUAAAAGAACUAUAGUUAUUGAUGCGGGUGGAGGCAAAGGAUAUCUGGGGACUUAUUUAGCCGAAAAGUAUUCAGUUCCAGUUCUAUCCAUCGAUUCGAAUCCAGGGCGAAAUAGUAGUGCAAUUAAUCGACAGAAAUUGAUGGAAAAAAAGAAAAAUCAAUCAUUUUCUCUCACACGACAUUCCGUACAAUUUAUUGAUGAGAAUACAGAUUUUUCGAAAUUAGUGGAAUGCCAUUUCCCAAAUUGGAGUGCUGAUGAUUAUCUUCUUACGGGUCUUCACACAUGUGGACCCCUGGCCCAUGCUAUGAUCAAAAGUUUUAUCAAUUCCGAUGCUCUGAAGAGCCUCUGCGUCGUUUCCUGCUGUUACCACUUGACAGAUGAAUUUUUAACAACUAGAAUUAAUUUUACGAAAACCAUGAGGAUGUUGGCUCAACAGUCUGUAGAGAGGAUUUCAGCUAAAAAUUGCGAAUAUCCAGUUUCGAUUUUCUACAGAGCACUUUUACAAGUUUUGCUGCGAAGUCUUGGAAUUCCCGAUGAGACAGUGGGAAGAGCAGCUCCAACAGAGGACUUUCCAAGCUACGCCAAAUGGGCGUUGGAAAAAAUCGGAUUGCCUUCGCAUAAAAGCCCAUCGGAUAAUGACUUGACGAAUCUCCAAAAAAAAUAUUCGGAGUACCAGUGGAAACUGAACAUUUUCCAAACCCUCAGAGCACACAUGGGCGCCGUGAUCGAGUCCUCGAUCAUCCUCGAUCGCUUUGUUUACCUUGAGAAAUCGAAAAAAUGCUCCAAAUUGUCGAUAGUCCGGUUGUUCGAUCCGUUGUUGUCGCCCCGGUGUUACGCAAUAAUUGCAUUGAAGUAGAGACAAAUCACGUGGAGCAAGUAAAUGAAAAUAUUACAGAAGUUUAAUAAAAAUAAAUAAAAAGUAAAUAAAAA
Diachasmimorpha longicaudata is the source of this 1482-nucleotide messenger RNA. RefSeq lists its product as uncharacterized. NCBI's taxonomy places the organism in Eukaryota, Metazoa, Arthropoda, Insecta, Hymenoptera, Braconidae. The transcript is spliced from 3 exons. The record is from RefSeq and is a predicted model, not a curated record. Bases 152 to 1408 code for a protein of 418 amino acids.